Molecule: messenger RNA, 617 nt
Organism: Quercus lobata
Lineage: Eukaryota; Viridiplantae; Streptophyta; Magnoliopsida; Fagales; Fagaceae
Product: protein LURP-one-related 7-like
Exons: 3
Coding region: 33-557 (174 amino acids)
Source: RefSeq, a predicted model, not a curated record
UUUGCGUUCCAAAUUUUCCGUACAAUUCAUCCAUGACCAGUUCGCCGAUCCCGGUGGAUCUCUUUGUGUCGAAAAAACAUCCAGGCCUUACAGGUGCCGAUCUCGGGUUCGCCGAUGCCUCUGGUAAUGUUACUUUCAGACUCAACCGUCAAUCCUCACCUAAAAAUAAGAGGCUAUUCCUCCAUUCCACGGGAAAUCCCCUAAUCUCCAUCUACCGUUGCCGCAAUGGGUCGUGGCAAGGCUUCACGGGUGAAGACGAUCAAAAGCAGUGUAUAUUCAGAGUGCAGAGGACGGUGAACAAGCUCACCAGAACAGAGUUAGAGGUAUUUCUUGUUGGUGAGAAUGGGGAAGACUCAGCCUCUAAGUUAAAAGUGAAAGGUUGUCCUUUCCACAAGUCCUGCACUAUCUACAGAGGCAAUGACAUUGUGGCUCAGACUAGCCUCAUGUACAAGCUGCGGCAACUUUAUGCUAAAAGGAAUAAAUUUCGACUAACCAUAUUUCCUGGAUCUGAUGAUCAUGCUUUGGUUGCGGCAUUGGUUGUAAUAUUUCUAGAUUGAAGAUAAUAGAAUAAAGAAAAAAAGAAUUUUUUUUUUAAAUUUAUUUUAUAAUUAAAGAAA